Molecule: messenger RNA, 3883 nt
Organism: Gadus morhua (Atlantic cod)
Lineage: Eukaryota; Metazoa; Chordata; Actinopteri; Gadiformes; Gadidae
Gene: il2rb
Product: interleukin 2 receptor, beta
Exons: 10
Coding region: 1460-3148 (562 amino acids)
Biological process (GO): cytokine-mediated signaling pathway; immunoglobulin mediated immune response
Cellular component (GO): external side of plasma membrane
Molecular function (GO): cytokine receptor activity; protein binding
Source: RefSeq, a predicted model, not a curated record
ACAGCGUGACCUUUCAGAGCUCCGCGUGGCCUCCGCUCACUGACCGCACUUCCUGUGUCCCCCCGCCCCCCUCCGACGUCGAGCCCCCAAGAUGGCGGGAGGGGGGGGGACACAGGAAGCUAUCGGCCUCGGCCGCGGCGCGCUUCAGCCCACUCACAACCCAAACCACUAUCAGCCCCCCCGCCCCCGAGAGCUCCGGCUUAUGAAACGCAGAACGUUGUUUGUUUGUAACAGUUAGGUUCAGACCGACCUGCACGUGUUACACAAUGCACCCCCAAACACUGGAAAGACGCGAGAGAUGCGUCGAGGAGAUAAAGGUUCAGAAGGGUUGGUUUACUUUGGUUUGCUCCAAAGCAACAGCUCAGCCAGACAGCUCUGUAAAGGAAGCACUUUCAGGUAUUGUGCCAUCAAGGAUGACAUUUUCGUACUAGUGUACUUAUUGUACAUUCUGACCUAUCUUUCAGCGCAGACACCCAAAUUUCCUCAUUCAAAAUGCGUUUGUCUUGUUGAAUCGAGGUCAGGCCGCCACUCAUCACAGCAGCGGUGCGUGUUGGAGCGGCUGUUUCCAGAGGCGGCACCAGGGUUAUGGGUGCCCCAGCAGAAGGAGGAUUGGGGCCCCUCAAAACCAAUCAUAAUGUUAUGACUUGCUCCCUCAGUCUCAUCGUCUGUCUGUCGUCAUUGGUCACCUUUGAUGAACAAUGUGAAGCUAUUUGUGUGUUGAAAGCAUGUGCCCCUGAGGUGUGGUUGUUGAUGACGACUGGUCCAUGGCUGAACUGGUUUGAAACCACUAACACAAACAGCCUGACUAGGUUCUUCUCAGGGGAGCAGGGUUCUCCUCCUUUCACUCAGCACGAGGUGUGGUUCCUCUCGCUUUAAUGAACCCCUUCAGAAGACCGGCCGCUCUUCACAUGUUGUGAUGAAGCACAACGUUGUGUAGCUGACGAGCUGUGAGCCUUGUUUUAAUGUUCUGAAGGAUACCUCACCUGGGGUCCUUCAUAUAACCCUCGCUCUGUCUGUCUGUCUGUCUGUCUGUCUGUCCGUGUCUCUCUCUCUUUAACUGGUGUACGGAGAUGUCAUUGGGCACAGAGAGAGAGAGAGAGAGAGGGGGGAGUGUGUGGUUGUUGGUAUGAGAGGUAGUGGUGGGAGGGGGGCGGUAACUGAAUGAGGGCAAUAGUAGAGGAAGAGAGACUAGGCGAGAGAGAGAGAGAGAGAGAGAGAGAGAGGGGGCGGGAGGUGAGAGAGAGAGGUCGGGCUGUGGAGAGGACCUCAGUCAGAUACGCAGCCAUUCAUCAGGACCCCUUGGGAGACUACAACCACAACCAUGGCCCAGGAGGGGGGUGAAGAGACCGGGACCUGAGAGAGACUGGUACCUGAGAGAGACCGGGACCUGAGAGACCAGGACCUGAGAGAGACCGGGACCUGAGAGAGAACGGGACCGGGACCAGCUGGAGUCGUUGCCAUGGUGAUGCUGUGGUUGGCGUACCUCCUGCUGGGUUUGGACCCCCUCCCGCCGGCCCUCGGCCAGACGGCCCCUCCAGUGUCUCUCAAGCGCCUGUCCUGUGUGAAUGACUUUGUGAAGAAGGUGAUCUGCAGCUGGGCCCUGUCUGACCCCCCCUCCCGGGCCGCCCCCCCCUCCCGGGCCGCCCCCCCCUCCCGGUGCCAGGUUCGGGGCAGCAGGGACACCUGGGACAGCAAGAAGGGCCAGGGUGAGCUGCUGAGCUGGAGCUGUGAGGUCGAGGCGCUAGGAGGCAACGAGAGAGGAUGCAGCUACGUCUUUGAUACGGUGUUCGCCUGGGGCGAGGCGCUGCCCGAGGUUCAGGUGGACUGUGGUGGGACCAUCGUGGACCCCAUCCUGGGGUACCCUCUCAGGCAGCACAUUCAGAUGAACCCUCCAGGCCUUCCCAGCGUCAGCAGCAGUCCUAACGAGACGCUGAUCUCCUGGGGACCUGGGAGUCCUCUCUCCAGACACCUGAAGGAACCCAACAAAGCGUUUGAGCUUCAGAUCAAACACAGAGACCAGCAGUGGCAGGAGGCCCGCACUCUGUCCACCCCGGACCAGGAGCUGAGGUUCCCCAGCCUGGAGGGGGGGGCGGGCCCCCACCAGGUCAGGGUGAGAGUCCGGCCCCCCCAGGAGUACGGGUCCCACUGGAGCGACUGGGGCCCCGUGGCCUCCUGGGAGGUGGUCCCGGUGGUCCCUAUCCCUAACCCCAGGACCCCAGGACAGGUCCCCGUCCUGAAGACCUCUGUCCUCACAGCCGGGUCCUCGGCCCUCGGCCUGCUCCUCUUCAUCACUCUGCUCCUCAUGAUCUUUCACUACAAACCAAGGCUAUUCAGGAGCAAACCGCUUCCUGACCCGUCCAAAUACUUCCAGGGUCGGUGCUCUCUCCCUGGACCCGGCCUGAAGACGUGGCUGAACCCCCACUCCUCCUCCAGGCUGUGCUUCAGCUCCUUCAGCCCCGACUCCUUCUCCCCGGUGGCAGUAUCUCCCCCCCCUCCCUCCUCUGCCCCCCUGCCCCGCCCUCUCUGCUCCGGCUCCCCCGGUCAGUACCCUCCCCCCUUCUCCUACGUCUCCUCCUCCUCCCCCUCCUCCCCCUCCUCCUCCUCCUCCUCCUCCUCCUCCGCCUCCUCCUCCUCCUCCUCCUCCUCCUCCGCCUCCGACCCCCCCUCCUCCUCCUGUUUCUCUAACCUGACCUACGCCCCUGACGACGGUUCCCCUGACGACGGCCCCCCGGUGACGACCCCCACGCGGGAGCCCCAUCUGCUCCGCCUUCGGCCGCUCCACCUCAGGCCCUUCACUCCGGCCCCGGCCGCCUACCAGCCCCCCCUGCACCCCCCCACGGAGCCACAGAGCCCCGACUCAGGGAUCAGCGUGGGGCCCCAGUACCUGCUGGAGGAGGGGCGGGCCGGAGGCUGGGAGGAGCAGGGGGGGGUGAGGGAGGAGGAGGGGGGGGGGAGGGAGGAGGAGGGGGGGGUGAGGGAGGAGGAGGAGGAGAAAUGUUUGAACUCUUUGUGGGAGCAGGGCCUGAGCCGCGUCUUCCUCCUGGCCGCUCGGAGCUCCCCAGGGGCUCCGCCCUCGACCACGCCCUCCCCCCCAAGCCAACCCCCUUGGCCCUGGAGCCCCCCCCCCCCUGGACGAGGAGGAGGGUGAUUAUGAUGCUUAUGAGGAGGAGUACGACCUGAUGCCAGUAGGGGGCGCCAUGGGCCGGUCCAGCUCCAUGCCGGUGGAGCCCAGCAGUGGGUACCAUACCCUCAAAGACCUGCAGACCACCUACAGCAGCGUCUCCAUCUGACGGGGAGUGGCCACAGCGCCACCUGCUGGUACAGGCCCGGUACAGCUUGAUUUAAUAUGCAUAAACGCCGCCAUUUUAUGGCGGCGUUUAUGCAUAUUAAAUCAAGCUGCAUGGCGGAAUAAGCCUUCUUUGAUGCCUACAGACGUACAAGUCCGACUGAGUGAGUCAUGUGCUGUAUAUUUGCUACUUCAAAUCAAAAGUACUUUUCUUGUAGAAUUCAACGCAUUAAAGAUUACACAUAUAGCCACAAAGUGAGGAUCAUCUACACUCAACCUGUCCCUGUCUAUGAAUCAGCUUAAUCGCUGGGGAAUUCUUUCUUUACUCCUUAAAGCAAGAAAUCGUUCGAGUUUAUCUUAUAAAAUGGUCAAAAUGUAAUAUUUUUAUUGUUAUCUGUGAUUUGUUUAUAUGUGAUGAACAUUAAAUGUGAUGAUUCUAUCAAUGAUUUAGUUUAAGAAACAUGUAUGGCAAUACUGGUCUUUCGUUUAUGUUAUUUGAUCAAUCUAUUUUUAGGCAUGAUUUGUUAAUUCAAAAUGUAGCUUUUAUAUUUAGAUUUAAAAACAGCCAACCAAAUAAAAAUAAUGUAUUGAUUGCAA